Zophobas morio is the source of this 989-nucleotide messenger RNA. RefSeq lists its product as uncharacterized. NCBI's taxonomy places the organism in Eukaryota, Metazoa, Arthropoda, Insecta, Coleoptera, Tenebrionidae. Gene Ontology annotation, cellular component: membrane. Bases 1 to 909 code for a protein of 302 amino acids. The transcript is spliced from 4 exons. The record is from RefSeq and is a predicted model, not a curated record.
AUGCCUGCAGCAGCGCACAAGUCGUCCCUCGUUCUACCCUUGCUACUCAUAUCAGUGACGUGUAACAGUGUAAACCACCCCUCAGUGGAAGAAUCCUUCCGUCAGUGCCUUUUAACGCAACCCUCUGUCACUCUGGGAUAUUGUUUUGGCGUUGGCGCUAUUAGCAAAUUGCGAAGUUUAGACAGCGACCCGGAAUUUGAUCUAAUUGACGGCGUUACUUUGAGCAGGAGUCAGCAGGAAUAUAGAGAAGCGUACAAUUUCGACGAGAGGGAUCCUGCAGACUUCAGGACUUUGGUCGACUCUUUAAGCCAUGUUUUCUCGCACCGGAGUCUCCAGUGGGACAUGGGUUUCAUAUAUCCCGGACUCUCGAUGCGCGUCGCGCCAUCUUCGAGUCCGGGCGGUCAACUGGAGUUUGCUCUCGACCCACACAGAGAGGUCCUCACGAAGCACUCGCUGAAGGAAAUAGGAACUGGACGGAUACUGGCGCGGCAGUUCUUGGUGCCGUUUCUUCUGGGGUUCAAGUUCAAUGUUGCCACCCUUAUCCCGAUUCUGUUUGGGUUGUUGGCACUACUGGCGAAGAAGGCGAUUAUUAUUAGCAAAGUUGCAUUGAUUAUUAGCAGUGCAUAUGGACUGGGAACUUUAUUACUCGGGAAUGGUAACAGAGUUCAACAAAAUUACCAUUCUAGUGCUUCGCAACCGUUUAAUCCUGGAUUUGGAGGAAAUACUCAGUUCCAUCAUAACAGAUUUCCCGAGGACGAAUACUCCGACAUCCACUACAGAGGCAUCUCCGAAAACAACGUCGACCAGUUCCAACUCCACGGCAAACUCCAGAAGAUCCACGAAGAGAAACCCACCCAAGGGCGAAACUUCGCCUGGAGCGACGACGAAAAAACCAUAAAAUCCACCUGACAACCCAGAAGCCCACACAUCGUCUCAUCAUAUCACCGUCACAAACAUUGUUAAGUUUAUUCCAAUAAUAAAAACCCACA